AUGACUGAUAUUGAAUCAACAUCUGCGGAUGUUGUUUCUGAAGCUGUGAAUAGGCUAUGUGAGAUACAGUUGAGUGCUAGCAGGGUUCAAAAUCAAAAACGGGCUUUAGUAUGUCUAGAUGAGCGGAGACAGAAAUUGAGAGAAGCAGAAAGAAUUUUGCAAAAAAGUAAGAUACAGGGUCCGAACACAUGGGUUUGCCUUGGACCGACCACAUUCAUUCAGUUUCCCACGACAAUGGCAGCCGGUUUUCUUGCUAAGGAUCGAAAAGUUGUUGAAGAUACAUUAUCAGAAACACAAGCUGACAUUCACAAAAGCGUAGAUGACUUGUUACAGGCAGAAGGUAAUAAAACCUUGAAGGAGCGUGGCUUCGAUCUCAAUUCCAUUUUAAAAACCAUUGAAGAAUGA
Messenger RNA from Auanema sp. JU1783, 405 nucleotides. NCBI's taxonomy places the organism in Eukaryota, Metazoa, Nematoda, Chromadorea, Rhabditida, Rhabditidae. The record is from the annotation of a GenBank genome assembly.